AAGCCCGAAAACAGAGGAAGAAGAAGUAUACUCCUCCACUAGGAGGGGUUCACAGAAUCUCCAGCCGCAAAGGAUACUUCCAACUCCGCCGCCCAUUCAAAAUCUCCGCCACCUCCCAAUCCAAACCCCUCCUCCUCGACGAUUCCAAAACCAUCGAUCCGCUCGCCCCGCCGCGCCGCCGACCAUCGCCAUCGCCAUUGCCAUCUCGCCAGAUUCACCUCCUUUCCUUGCCGCCUCCGGGAGGGACUCCAAGAAACCGCGAGAAGAAAGCCAUGGUGCAGAGGAAGCAAGCGCGCAAGAAGCCCAAAGAUUCUCAACUUGGUUCCAACGACGGGUUGCCGGCGGAUCACGCGCGCGGUGGCGCCAUUGUGCGGACGGCGCUCCCGAACUACAUGAGGGCGACGAGCAGCUCGGACGCGAGGGGUGGAGGGCGGGAGGCGGCGGCGGCCACCGGCGCGCCGCCGCGGAGGGAGCGGGGCGCGGCGAGAGGGAAGGCGAUGGUGCUCGCCGACGGGGGUGGUCCGUUCGUGAGCAGGGCGACGUGCUCCUCCGCCAUGAGGGGGCUCGGGCGCGGGCUCGGGCUCCGCGGCGGGGCGGCGCACGCCUGCCCGUACUCCUACUGCUCGUUCAAAUGCCACGCCGCCGACGCGGACGUGGUUCCCCUCAGAACCCUCGUGGCAUCGCGGAGGCGGCUGAUCAAGACGCAGCAGAGCAUGAAGCUCAAGGGCGCGUCCCCGUUCCGCAAGCCCAGCAACGGCGGCGGCGCCGCCGAUGGCUUCUUCGUCGAGAUAUACUCCGGCGCCGCCGCCGCAGCCGCACCGACGGUGAGCUCGGGCGCGAGCUGCAGUGAUCUCUCCACGGAAGACAAUGACGCCGCGGUCAGGGAGGGGGAGUAUGCCGUGUUCGAUCAUCGGAGUCGCGGGGAUGACGAGGACAAGGCGCGGGAUUCGGAUGGUUCAGUGGACGGUUCUUGCGGAUCCAGUGAUGUGAUCUCGGGUGGUUCGGUCGAUUUGUUCGUGACGAAAUCUCGCGGCGGCAAACAAGAAAUCGAUGGAGGGAAGGGGAUUUACCUGGAUCAAGAAGCAGAGGACUUUGAUGCCUGCAAGUCAGACAUUUCAGAGGAGCUGGAUGCAAAAUAUGAAGAUGGUGGUGUCGAUGCUUCAAAUGGAUCUUCAAUUGAUGACAUAUCCUCCGCAUUCGGUGGAAUGAACUUCAAAGAUGCAUGUCCUGAUCCCACUGGUGCAGCAAGCAGUCAGAGAAAAAGGUGGAACAUUGCUAAGAGGACAACAUCUGAGCAGGGGGAGAAAAUGCGCCUCUUUAAUCCCAGGGCUCCCAAUUUCCUCCCGGUGGAGCCUGAUCCAGAGGCUGAAAAGGUUGAUCUCAGGCAUCAGAUGAUGGGUGAUCGGAAGAAUGCCGAGGAAUGGAUGGUUGAUUAUGCGCUUAGGAGGGCAGUGAACAAAUUAGCCCGCGCUCAGAAGAGGAAAGUUGAGAUGCUUGUCCAGGCCUUUGAAACUGUUCAACAGGAUGAUGAUAAGAAAAGCAUCACACUUACAAAGUCUUCGCAACCAUGCAGAUGACUACUCUUAGAGGCCUUGCACUUUAGCUGGAACUAAUCACCAUCUCGAGGUUCUAACUCAGUGGUCACUGCAAUAUUAGUGCCAGAGACCUGCUCGACAAGGAUAGAGCUGCUUAAUAUCACUGAGGUGAUGAGAUCUCGAUCUGGUAGUUGAGCUUUAUGGAGCACAAUGAGUUGAUUAGUGUAGUACAUUAGGGCAUGUACAUUUAAGUCUCGUGUGCUCUUGUCGAUAUAUUAGUAGUGAUCAAUAAUAGUAAGUGUACGAGACUUGCGAAGUGGCAAGAGUGUUGGGAUGUAUUCCUUGGGCAAAGAUCAAUAAAACUCUUAUUGACAGCGUUUGUUCUC
This is a messenger RNA of Oryza sativa Japonica Group (Japanese rice), 1921 nucleotides long. RefSeq lists its product as uncharacterized. NCBI's taxonomy places the organism in Eukaryota, Viridiplantae, Streptophyta, Magnoliopsida, Poales, Poaceae. The record is from RefSeq and is a predicted model, not a curated record. Gene Ontology annotation, molecular function: calmodulin binding.